GUGAAGAUGAAGCUACUGUUGAUUUCGUUGGUUCUGCUGGUUGCGAUCGUCGUCAAUGGACAGCCACUGAACGAUGAGCAGAUGAAGAAAGCGGAAGGAUUCGCGCUCGGGUGUCUCGAGCAGCACAAGAACCUGAACAAGGAGCACCUGCUGUUGCUGCGAGAUGGUGACUUCUCGAAGGUGGAUACCGAUACGAAGUGCUUCCUGCGGUGUUUCCUGCAGCAGGCCAGCUUCAUGGAUGCGGCUGGUAAGCUACAGAACGACUACGCCAUCGAACGGCUGUCGGUGAGCCGCGAGAAGUCCAAGGUGGAGGCGCUCGUGAAGAAGUGCAGCGUUGAAGUGGAUGAUGCCUGUGAGACGGCGUUCCGUGCGGUGGAGUGCUACCAUCGCGAGAAGGCAUCGCUGCUGUGACAUCGCUGGCGUAAGAACGAUCGCCAGCUGGGACAACCGGGGCCCGUCUAAAUAUCCGUCUCUGUGAAUGCA
Messenger RNA from Anopheles nili, 483 nucleotides. RefSeq names its product general odorant-binding protein 56d-like. Gene Ontology annotation, molecular function: odorant binding. The record is from RefSeq and is a predicted model, not a curated record. Bases 7 to 411 code for a protein of 134 amino acids. The transcript has 2 exons. Lineage: Eukaryota; Metazoa; Arthropoda; Insecta; Diptera; Culicidae. Gene Ontology annotation, biological process: sensory perception of smell.